Perkinsus marinus ATCC 50983 is the source of this 481-nucleotide messenger RNA. RefSeq lists its product as hypothetical. Gene Ontology annotation, cellular component: Golgi membrane; endoplasmic reticulum membrane. Gene Ontology annotation, biological process: ceramide biosynthetic process. Gene Ontology annotation, molecular function: sphingomyelin synthase activity; ceramide cholinephosphotransferase activity. Lineage: Eukaryota; Perkinsozoa; Perkinsida; Perkinsidae. The annotation marks the transcript as partial. The record is from RefSeq and is a predicted model, not a curated record. The transcript has a single exon.
UCUGGCAGAUGUCUCUAUGAACGUCGUGAUUCUCAUCGCCAUCCUAAGGGCUUUCAUUGGCUCCAAGCCAGGGCAUCCUUUCAUCGUAUUGAAACGGGUACUCCUCCUGAGCUCAGUUUCCUACCUGGGUCGGGCCAUGUCCGUGCCCAUGACUAUGCUCCCCAGUCCGGACAUGCGAUGUGUCCCUCGACUCGUAGAUGGCAGCAUGUUCUGGUCUGUGAUGCUGAUGCCCUUCGGCUUGUCCCAUACCUGCGCCGACGUCUUCUACUCGGGUCAUUCAAUACCAAUUACUCUAAGUAUGAUGUUCUGGAUGGACUACACAGCCUCAGUACAGGAGCGGGUCUUCGGUUCCCUGCUUAGUGUCAUGGCACUGUUGAUUAUAGUAUGUACUCAUUUUCAUUAUACUUUGGACGUUUUCUAUGGUGCUGGGCUCACGGUUAUCAUAUGGCGUCUAUACCACUUUGGCCUCACAGUGCCAGCA